Molecule: messenger RNA, 927 nt
Organism: Acanthosepion pharaonis
Lineage: Eukaryota; Metazoa; Mollusca; Cephalopoda; Sepiida; Sepiidae
Source: the annotation of a GenBank genome assembly
AUGGUAUCGGGUCAUUUAACACGACUAAACAACUCUAGAGGUUCAAAUUUACAUUUGGUGCUUGUACAGAGGUUUUCACAAUGGUCGAUCGAAUUACGAUCCUACCCUUUGGAUACAGCGACUCCUGUUCCAGAAGACGAGGUAAUUACAAUGGAUGGCUAUCCAGAGUCUCGACUAGUUGUUGCGGUUAAUGGAACAAUCCCAGGUCCGGCAAUCGAAGCUUACAUUGGCCAGACUGUGAUUGUCUACGUUGAAAAUCACCUAUACGCUAGUGACGUUACAAUUCAUUGGCAUGGACUGCACCAAAAAGGCACACCCUUCAUGGACGGGGUUCCCUACGUAACCCAAUGUCCUAUAGCCGAUAAUCCCGAUGUCGACUGUCGUGGUGAUCUGAACAAGAAUUAUUGUAAUGAUGCCGCCUGGACCAAUAGCAACUGGGGUGGUGACAACAUUCCCGGGAUUAAAUUAAAAAGAGCCCCACUGAAGGACACUCUCAUUAUACCUUCGGGUGGCUACGCUGUUAUUCGGAUCAAGGCCGAUAACCCAGGUCUGUGGUUUAUGCAUUGUCACAUUGAAAUGCAUAGUAUGGACGGAAUGGCAUUGAUCCUAAAUGAAUCUUUCGCUGAUGUGCCGAAAUCACCAGAUUAUCUUCCUGUGUGCCGAAGUUUCACACCUGCAGCAAUUAGUCGGAUACCAAAUGUUGCAGAAACCGGUAUAUCAUUAGAGACUACAACACCAUUAAUGAAUGGAAAAGCAAACCCUAAAAAAGAUCGAGAAAUUGAAAUAAUGACCUUUGGUAUUCUUAUUGCCGUUAUCUGCGUCCUGUCUUUGAUCAUUAUUGUUUUAAUUGUCGUGGUGAUAAAGAGAAGCGCUCAUCAAAAUAUUAAAGCAAUUAAUGGUGCAACAAAUAAUGGUUUUGUGAAGUAA